This is a messenger RNA of Acanthocheilonema viteae, 1059 nucleotides long. The record is from the annotation of a GenBank genome assembly. Lineage: Eukaryota; Metazoa; Nematoda; Chromadorea; Rhabditida; Onchocercidae.
AUGAAGAAUGGAGCAGUAUCACGAAAGCAUGCCACUCGAUAUAGUGAUGCGCUUGAUGAAAUGCUGGGAAUUCCGUCCAAAAAAGAAAAUAUGAUUCAAGAAGUUGAUCUAUCAAAACAAAAGCAACUGGGAGAGAGACCAAGAACAAGACAUGGCCGAUAUGGAGGGGCGGUUACAGCGGUUACAACCAGCGAUUCAUUUCCGUUAUCUUUUCAACUUGGCUUUACGAACAAAAGUGACGUAACCGUGCAACUUUGGCAGCGAGAAUGUGAGGAGGAGGAAAGAAGUGAUGAUGAGAAGGAGAAGAAGGAAGAAUAUAAAAUAGAAACAAUUAAUGAUAACUAUGAAAGUGCCGCUGUGACGAUUGCACAAAAAAUAACAUGUUCACCAGUGAUUAGCACAGCAGAAAGUGAAAAUCAUUUUCAACAUUCAAUCGAUACUUCAAAUCAAGGACAAGAUUCUCAUCAAUCAAUAGAGACAAUAAGGCGGAAAGACCAAUUUUCUGAUGUAGUGUCGAAUUCGUCGGUAGCUGCUAAGAAGACCAAAGCAACAGAAAGUCAGGUAUCUGAGGGAAACUUAUGUGAUACAUUUCGAAUACGAUCAAUUUAUGCAAGGAACCAAUCAGAUAGUGAAUUAAGGAAACCUGUUGAAAAACACUCGAGAACUACGGCUGUCAGUGAAAGUCCAUCUUAUGGGAAAUCAGCAUAUGAGAAGUGGUUUCGAGAAAAAUUGAGGCAAGAAAGAGAGAAGCGACGAAAACAGAAAGAGAAAGAAAAGGAGGAAAGAAAGGUGAGAGAAGAAAGAAGAAAAGAAGUUGAAAGAAAUUAUGAAAUUUGGAAGCAAAGAAGUGAUGAAGCGAUUCGCGAAAGGAGGAGAAACGAAAAGGAAAAAGAAGAGGCUUUAGCAAGAGAGAAAAUUGAAGAAAUGAAGAGAAAGAAGGAGGAGGCGACUCAGGUGGGCUCGAGAAAGUGCGGGGUCUUCUUGAAAAUAUCAUUCGUUAAGAGCGGAUAUGAAGUUGUAAACAAGACGCGCUUUUGGAAUUAUGCACGAAAUUGUUAG